This is a messenger RNA of Python bivittatus (Burmese python), 722 nucleotides long. The record is from RefSeq and is a predicted model, not a curated record. NCBI's taxonomy places the organism in Eukaryota, Metazoa, Chordata, Lepidosauria, Squamata, Pythonidae.
GGUCCUAUCUGCCACACACGCGCAGUAUUGUCAUUUCCUACCGGGUUGAAAUGGCGCUGACUUUGUGGAGGCUGCGACAUUUGCAGUUGUUCUGCAAGCAAGGGCCAGCAGCUUGUCAUGUGCUUUCUCGUAAUUUUCACUUCACGGCAUAUGGAAAGAAGAAUGUGUCUGCCAAAGUAUCUGAUUCAAUUUCAACACAGUAUCCUGUAGUGGACCAUGAAUUUGAUGCAGUUGUAGUGGGUGCAGGUGGUGCAGGUUUGAGAGCUGCCUUUGGCUUGUCUGAGGCUGGGUUUAAUACAGCAUGUGUUUCCAAAUUGUUCCCGACCAGAUCUCAUACUGUUGCUGCACAAGGAGGAAUCAAUGCUGCUUUGGGAAAUAUGGAAGAUGAUAACUGGAGAUGGCAUUUCUAUGAUACUGUGAAAGGCUCUGACUGGCUAGGAGACCAGGAUGCAAUUCAUUACAUGACAGAGCAAGCCCCUGCUUCAGUUAUUGAGCUAGAGAAUUAUGGUAUGCCAUUUAGCAGGACAGAAGAUGGAAAGAUCUAUCAGCGUGCUUUUGGAGGUCAGAGCCUUAAAUUUGGGAAAGGAGGACAGGCUCACCGUUGCUGUUGUGUGGCUGAUAGGACAGGCCACUCUCUGUUACACACACUCUAUGGCCGGGUAAGAAGUUGCUUGUGGGGUUGGGAACAAAGGUCCUAAGUCAUGAUUAACAGAGUUGCUUUU